AUGGAUUACGUUACUACACUUAAGAUUCUAGUUAUCGGAGAGAGUGGAGUUGGAAAAUCUAGUAUCAUAUUAGCAUUCACAACAGGGGACUAUAAUGCAUCGUUCCCUGCGACCAUAGGAGUUGAUUACAAAUGCAAGGUUAUGGAAGUGAACGGUUUGAAAGUGAAGCUUGGUAUCUGGGACACUGCUGGACAGGAACGGUAUAGGACUCUAACAAAUAGUUUUUAUAGGGACGCACACGGAGCAAUUCUAGUAUACGACGUGUCAGAACCAAAAACACUGCAAAAGUUGAACGAAUGGGUGGAAGAACUACAAGUUUAUUCUACUAAAAAGAACAUAGUGUGUUUAGUUGUUGGCAACAAAAUUGAUAAGCCACGUGCAGUUACAAGAGAAUCCGGUCAAGCGUUCGCACAAAAGCACAGAAUGCUCUUCAUAGAGAGCAGUGCGAAAACUCAAGAAGGCAUCAAUUUGGCUUUCGAAGAACUUGUACAAAAGAUAAUUGAAACUCCGGGUCUUUGGGAAUCAACCGGUUCGUCGUCUAACAUUCGCAUAUCUAAUGAGGAAAGGACAGAUCAAGAUGAAUCUUCGUGUUCUUGUACCAUA
Messenger RNA from Brenthis ino (lesser marbled fritillary), 603 nucleotides. The record is from the annotation of a GenBank genome assembly. NCBI's taxonomy places the organism in Eukaryota, Metazoa, Arthropoda, Insecta, Lepidoptera, Nymphalidae.